Molecule: messenger RNA, 2310 nt
Organism: Suillus paluster
Lineage: Eukaryota; Fungi; Basidiomycota; Agaricomycetes; Boletales; Suillaceae
Exons: 10
Coding region: 142-2055 (637 amino acids)
Biological process (GO): phospholipid biosynthetic process
Cellular component (GO): endoplasmic reticulum membrane
Molecular function (GO): glycerone-phosphate O-acyltransferase activity; glycerol-3-phosphate O-acyltransferase activity
Source: RefSeq, a predicted model, not a curated record
GGCCGCGUCCCCGUUCGUUGCAGCCUGUGCUCGUAGUCUCUCUCCCCGCUGAGCUCUGCUCUGCGCUGCAAUUACUUAUUCUUGCUCUAUUACGACGUAUAUUCAAGGCUCAUUUUUUCCUAUUCCAACCAACUCAUCAAUAUGUCCGACUCGAAGGUAUUGCACCUCGUUAUACGUCGCAUUGCAGACUGGUCUCUAUGGUCGUUCUUCACGGAAGUACGUGUAAUUGGAGGGGAGAACGUUCCGGACGAUGGACCGCUCAUUAGUUGCACUGCCACCCACCAUAACAUGAUGAUUGACCCUGCUAUCCUUUCUUCCAGCUUCCCACAUAGGCGUAUUCUGCACUACUGGAGUAAAGCGUCACUUUUUGCGAACCCAGUCCUUUCUUGGGUUCUUCAUUCGUCUGGUAAUAUUCCUGUAGACCGAAGGUCGAAAGACCGUCAAGUUCUCUUCCGGGGAACCUUCGAAGCCCUCGCACGGGGCGAUGCAGUUGCGCUGUUCCCGGAGGGCACGUCGUACACAGAGCCGAGGAUCAUGCAAGCGCUAGAAUACACCAAGUGGGCGGCGGAGAACGGAGUGAAGGGGCCCGGGGUCCAGAUCAUCCCUGCCGCUAUCGUGUAUACGAAUAAGUCGAAGUAUAGAAGCAGCGUACGGAGAUAUGCCUGUGCUGAUGGCGUAAAUUUAUCUGAUAGGUUCGGUGACCCGCUUUCGAUGGAUGAGUACAAGGAACAGUUCUUUUCGGAUCUAGAGGGGGCGCCACGCGCAGCGGCAAAGCGCCUCACACGUGCAAUUGAAAGGGAGCUCGUCGAGGCAACCAUCAACGCUCCUGACUGGGAUACCCUUUACAGUGCCCGAAUGGCAAGGGACCUUCUCUGGGAGGACGAGCGCUCGAUCGACCUCGAGGAAUUUGUCACGAUUUCACAGACUCUAGUUGAUCUUUUUUCCACGACGGACGCCACUGCAAACUUCUCGACCGUUCGGCGUCAUCUUUUGGGGUAUUAUUCACUUCUUCAAUCUACUAAUCUCACAAACUCCGUCUUGUCUUCGCUUCCACUUCCGCCAACGCUAUCUCCAUCUCACCCAACUCCCCUUCCUUCACGCUUGCUGACACUCUCCGUCCUUAUUCGCGAUACGCUUUCUGUCCUCAUUCGCCUUCCCUUCUUCCUCUUUCCGCUUUUACUUCAUGCACCGGUAUAUAUCAUGGGUCGAAUUGGAGCUCGUUUGGUCGAGCACGAAGAGGAGACUCAGGCACAGAACAAAGCCGUUUUCGGCUUGUUAUCGUGCAUGAUGAUUUACCCUGCUAUGUUCUGGGCACUUUGGGCGAUGUUCUGGUAUACAGGCACUGGCGCUCUCGUGGCAGCGUUCACAGUCUGGGCAUUUGCAUAUUAUCAUAACAGGUUGAUCAAUGGCACCCUCAAGCGCGUGAUCGCAGCAUGGCGCGUUCUUGUCGGUGUCUGGGCACCAAGGAGAUGGGAACUUUCUCUUUCUGCACUUUCUCAAUAUACAACCCCGCUGGUGCCCCCUGAGAACCCUUGGAUCGACAAGAACCGUGCAAACUCCUCCACUCCGGGAACGCCACGCUCCUUACCGACGCAGAUUACUGACGAGCCGCCUGUCAAGAGCGCACGCCGCCGAAGGCCUCCGUCGAGAAGAAUUAUGAAGCAUCUACUCCGGGCACGUGGAGAGGCCGUGAAGGCCCUUGCUGGGUUCCUGACGACCUUAGAGGCAAGCGGAGAGAGCAAGAACGUGAACGCGAGCAUCCACUUGGCAAAGAGGUUCGGCUGGGUUGAAGAAAAUUCAAUCACCUCUGCAUCUGACAACGGGGGAGAUGGCGAGGUGUUAUCUGACGCCAAGGGAUACAGGCAAGCGCGCGAGGUGAUCGCAUUUCUUCGUGUACGUGGUGCGAAGAUCGCAACUUUGGAUAGGAAAAUCGAGGGAGACUGGGUACUCAGCAGUGAUGAAGAUGGCACUGCGGGUGAAAGUGAGAAAGGUGAGGAUGAGGAAGACUUGGUAUGGGUGCCGAGCAGCAUGGGGCUCAAACAGGAGGACGACUAGUUUACGAAUGGGACGUGGAUGAUCGACGGAUGAUGUGUAUGGACUUCACAUUUGUUCGAGGGUUCUUUGCCUUGCCUCACUUUGGGCUGCUAGAGUUUGCAUUCUAAGAUGUCACCCUCAUUACUGGACUGCGCUUUGAUGUCCCCGUUUUCGAAGAUAGUACUACAGGCAGACGACUGUCAGGAUCGCCCUUCGUUUCACCCUGCUGGGAGCUUGAAGACAUGUUCCAAGCCCUGAAGAUCUUCUGUGUGUGGU